CACAAAUUGCACAAUUUUCAUUUCCUCGGUCAUAUCGACCAAAUCUACUCCUCAAAUACCACGCGCUGUCCUCCCACCACGCGCCGCUGCAGUCCACCACUGAGACAAUAAAAAGGAGCAGGCGAGGAGGAAAAAAAAAAUUAAAAAAGGCGCUGAUUUCUGGUACACAGAAUACGGCCUCCAAUCUUUCUUCUUCUUCUUCUUCUUCUUCUUCUUCUUCUGUUCUCGCCCUCUCUCGGUCUCUCCGCCAAAAAGCCGAAAACUAAACAGAAGAAAAAGAUGUCGAUGAAGCUUUCUGCCUGCAAUGUAACGGACAGAAUCCACGCCCUUCUUCCCCAAUGCAGAUUCCUCGCCCCAUGCUCCCGCCCUUUCCCUCCCCUUCGCAACCUCGUUCUCUCCUCCUCCGCCGCCACCGUCUGCAAAGCGUCGGUGCAGUCGGUUGACGGCGGGGUGGCGUCAAAAAUUGAAUCUGGGUCGGCGACGGCGAGGGGGAGCUUCGCCGAUACGCUGAGACUGGGGAGCUUGACAGAGGAUGGAUUGUCGUAUAAGGAGAAGUUCAUAGUGAGGUGCUAUGAAGUAGGGAUUAACAAGACAGCCACUGUUGAGACCAUUGCUAAUCUCUUACAGUCAUAACAAUCAACAGCAAAAGCAUUAUUCCAAUAAGCUAGAGUUCCUUAUCUUCCGAGCUGGUUCAUGACUGUCGGCUUAUAUAGGUGGCAUGAAAACAUUGGGGAAUAUGUAGACCAAAGUAUAUCCUCUUGCAUGUAACGAAAUGCUCGAUGGUCUGGAGGUCGGGGGCAACCAUGCUCAGAGUGUUGGAUUUUCAACGGACGGGUUUGCAACAACUCCCACCAUGAGGAAAUUGCAUCUCAUUUGGGUGACUGCGCGCAUGCACAUUGAAAUCUACAGAUACCCAGCUUGGAGUGAUGUAGUUGAGAUCGAGACGUGGUGCCAAAGUGAGGGUAGGAUUGGUACCCGGCGUGACUGGAUCAUAAAGGACUAUGCUACUGGUGAAGUUAUUGGAAGAGCUACGAGCAAGUGGGUGAUGAUGAACCAAGAUACUAGGCGGCUUCAGAAAGUCAAUGAUGAAGUUCGUGAGGAGUACCUAGUCUUCUGUCCACGAGAACCAAGAUUAUCAUUCCCAGAGGAAAACAACCGCAGCUUGAAGAAGAUUUUAAAACUCGAAGAUCCUGCUCAACAUUCUAGACUGGGACUAAUGCCAAGAAGAGCUGAUCUGGACAUGAAUCAACACGUCAACAAUGUGGCGUAUAUUGGAUGGGUUCUUGAGAGCAUGCCUCAAGAAGUGAUCGACACACAUGAACUGCAAACAAUCACCCUGGAUUACAGAAGAGAAUGCCAGCAAGACGAUGUAGUCGAUUCACUCACUAGCGUGGAACCGGUUGACGGCAAGACAAAUGGGUCGGCCUUGUCACCUGCUGAGGGAUCCCUCAACUUCCUUCACCUGCUUAGACUGGCAGGUGAGCAAGGGCUCGAGAUAAACCGAGGACGCACGGAAUGGAGAAAGAAACUAGGGAGAUGAAAGAGCCAUCACCUUAGCAGUACAUUUAUGUAACUUCCAGAUACCUUUCUUCAUUACAGUUUAGGAGCUGGUUUGUUUGCCUUUUCCCUUGUGUGCGCUUUUUGCUUGGUGAGUGGGCUAGUUACUUAUUUGUAGUUGGAGGUGCUUCGUUAUGACAAUAUAGAGGAGAGACGAAAGAGUCGCUUAUCCAUAGACAUUCGAGCUAGCUGAUUGUCACAACGCAACUCCAGAUGAACAAAGUGGUGUACCCACAUAUAUGGCUACUUGAUGCACUCAACUUUAAAAGUGAUCAUAAUAUAUGGAAUGUUAUAACUUUAA
Linum tenue is the source of this 1858-nucleotide messenger RNA. The record is from the annotation of a GenBank genome assembly. NCBI's taxonomy places the organism in Eukaryota, Viridiplantae, Streptophyta, Magnoliopsida, Malpighiales, Linaceae.